Messenger RNA from Eleginops maclovinus (Patagonian blennie), 4218 nucleotides. It is a transcript of the gene nrg3b, whose product is annotated as neuregulin 3b. The record is from RefSeq and is a predicted model, not a curated record. Lineage: Eukaryota; Metazoa; Chordata; Actinopteri; Perciformes; Eleginopidae. Gene Ontology annotation, molecular function: chemorepellent activity. Gene Ontology annotation, biological process: nervous system development; animal organ development; intracellular signal transduction.
AUGGGGCAGUCACAAGUCGUCACUUUGGAGUAUUGAGGAAGGCGGUGAACCGGAGGACAGUGCCGGAUGGGAUAGGAGCCGUGCAGCCCACAUCACUCACCGCGGAUUGAACACCCCCCCAACAAUCCCUCCAUCCUCUCUCUCCCUGACUGUCUCUCUCUAGUCUGCAGCCUCCAAGAACAGCCGCCGCAUCAUUUUUUCAAAGCCCUCCCUCCCUCCAUCUCCUUUUCUGCUGCUUGCACCACUGUGGGAAUGCAGUGAAGGUAAACCAGGCUUCUUUUCUCACCCCCCUCACACACAAACACACCGAUACUGGAUCUAUCAUUGCAGACAGACAGCUUUCCGGAAGACUGUCACUCUGGAAGAAUCAGAGAUCGGCGUAAGGGAUUGGACCCGGAUCAGUUGGAUUUAGCCCGCUCUCCCGGGCACCACCAACACCACCCCACACUGGCGGAUCCCAUCAGAUCCCUGCCUCGUUUCAGUUUCGGUGGCUUUCCCCGUUUCUCUCCCUACUGGAUUACCGACAGCUGGAGCGCCUAAAAAGGGUGGCGGGGCAUGGAGAACUGAGGGCUAUCAGAGGCAAACUUGAAGCAGCCGACAAAGACACCAGCAAGAGGUAAAGGGAAGCUCCCUAAUGUACGUAGGAAAAGGUCCAAUAACUUAAAUAACACUAUGAAAAUCACGGGUUAAAGUGGUUUGCCUUUUAAGGACCUUAUGCGGCCGAUAAUCAACCAAUUGAGAGUCAAAGGGUGCUGCCGUAGCCUGGAUUGUUGAUCUACGCACGCACACUCGCACAUGGAUUUACAGCCCCAGUCAGACGCGGAUCGAUAUCCUUCUCCGUGCUUUUCACGUCGUCUUUUUUUAACAAGGGAGUGAAGCAUCCUGGGAUUUAUCAUCGCUUCGUUAGCGCUGAACUAGAGUGAGGCGCCACCUCGCUUCGCUCUCUCACCUGUCCAACCUGCGUGCUCGUGUGGAAGUGUGUAUAUACUCGUCCAUAUUUGUGUGUGUGUGUGUGCGUGUGUGUGUGUGUGUGUGUGUGUGUGUGUGUGUGUGUGUUUGGGUUGUUGUCCGCCAGAGGGAGUGUAGGUGAUAUUGCUUGUGUAUGAGUGCUGUGCCAGCUUUUAAUAAGUAGUAGGGUGACUGUGAGUGGUUGUGUCUGCUCGUGAUGCGGAUGCUUGUGUAUUAGUUUGUGUUUGGUGUCUGUGCAUGUUUCUAUAUAGGCUAACUAUUGUGCGGGUACAUACUUAAGAUGCCCAACAUUUCUUCUGAACCACAUCCCCUUCCUUGUAUAUGUCCUUGUAUCAUUUGGCCACCUGUUUGACCUCCUGAACACACCAAGAGACUCGAAGAAAAAGCAACGGCAGGAUGAGUGAGCGUUCUGGUGCAAGCAGUCUAGCAGCCAUGACGCUGGAGGAGCCAGGGGCUGAACAGGCAUCUCCCAGAGCCCCGGGCCCUCUCCGCUGUGGCCCCUGUGCUGUGUGGCCUCGCCAGCAGACCUGGCUGUGUGCUGUGCCCCUGGUCAUGGGCUUUGUGGGUCUUGGACUGAGUCUGAUGCUGCUGAAAUGGAUUGUUGUGGGAUCUGUCCAAGACUAUGUCCCUACUGAUCUGGUGGAUCCCAAAGGUAGCAUUGGACAGGACCCUAUAUUUCUCUCCAAACCCAGUGCCAUGCCCAAGGGGCCCGACAUUUCCACAGCCACCACUACUUCAACUGCCUCUACCACAGCAAUGGUGUCGACUACUACGCCGCUAGCUGCAGAUGGUACUGCCCCAGCGCCAAGAACUCGACCAGGGCCACCGGCAAACCACUCAGCCAAUGGCAGCACUGCCAAUGGAGAUGGCAACCGCGCCCCUCACCUUCACAACCGCGUUGGCACCCGCGGUAGUGGGACUGUGGUUACCACCUCCACCACUCGGGCCACCCGACUAACCCCACCACCCAGCGGUAAGGAGGUCACCCCUCGCAGCACUGUUAGGAAAGGAACCGGCUCUGGUAAUGGACGUAAUGGCGCUGUCAACUCAAAGCCAGGGCAGUCUGCCACUGUCACAACUACAGCAUCCACCACAACUACAGCUACUGUGAAGACCACCGCCAAGCCGCAGCCGACCACCUCCCAGCAGGCAGCACCUGUCAAGCCCACGUCACGAUGGAAUCACGGGCGUCCAGUCAAGGGCCCGGCCACACGCCCACACCAUCGCUUCAGAACACCAGUAGCCCCCACACUUCCCAGUCUACGUUCAGAGGUCUUCAAGCCAUGUGUGGAAGACAAGGACCUGGCCUUUUGUCUAAACGAGGGAGAGUGCUCCAUCAUUGAAACUGUGGCUGGAGUUCACAGACACUGCAGGUGUAAGGAGGGCUACCAUGGACUGCGCUGUGACCAAUUUGUACCCAAGACGGAUGCCAUCUUGUCAGACCCAACGGAUGAACUUGGGAUUGAGUUCAUGGAGAGUGGUGACACUUACCAGAGGCAGGUGCUGUCCAUCUUCAGCAUUGCCUCAGGGAUCUGUCUUCUUGGAGUGGCAUGUAUGGCUCUUUACCGCCGCAACAAAAGACACAGGGAAAAACUCCAGGCUCAUUUCUCUGAUAGCCGCAGCCUGAGGGACUGCAGCGUCAACGCCUCUGGCCUCAUGUCAAAAUCUGCUCCCAGGCUCCAGUACAGCCUGCAACUCCAGAAGGGAUGCAGUUCUCAUGGAUCGUCCGUUAAGGGCAGCAGCGUGGCACCAGGCACAUCGACAGCAGCCCCCCCUCUUCUCAGCAGAGCUCUGUCUAAAGGGAAACGCUUCAGGAGUAGCUCCCUUUCUCUGAGUCCUGCCCGACAACGGAGAGAGAGUAACUAUUUCAGGACCCCGCCCGUUUCCAGAGGAAAACAUAAAAUAUCGACCAAUCUCAUUGAUGGAUCCCGAGCGGCUGGUCACGUCUACAAACACUUGCAGGAGGAUGAGUCAACGGACAUUGAGUUCAUAAGAAGGUGUGAUUCUACGAGUGGAAAGGUCGGCCCCCUCCUCAGCAGGACUUCACUCUCCCACUUCGCAGCCAGAAAGGGAUGGACCGAAGUUCCAUGCACCCGUCUGGAUAAGGGAACAACCUACCCUCCACCGACCCUGCUCACCCGUUCUGUGCCAAUCAUCCCUUCGCUCCAAGCAUGUGACCUCGAGGCUGGGAAUGUGGACACGAGUGGGCGGAACCAAGGGGGGCUUCUGAAGUGGCGUCCCGCACUGGUUGGAAAGACAACCAUGCCCAAGAGCUCUUCUCCUUCUCCGUCCCUUGAGACUGUCGUUCUGGAUCCUGUAGUUAUGCCCCGCAGUGUUAGCCCUCCUGCCACCAUCACCGUCACACUGGGGUCGGAAAAGAAUCUCAGCUCCGCACAAACACCCUCCUCCGUUGAAAUUACACUGGAAAUAGCGCAGGAAUUAAAACAUAAAAGCCUUUCCAGCACCGUUAAAAUGUCUGGGUCUCAAAGCGAGGUCUACCACGGUGGCAUAAACACUCUCGAGGCCGGAGCUGUGCAGGAGUCAGGAGGAAGUGUUCAAUAUCAAGCCAGAGUUCUGCACACAGGCAGUGGAACCAGAGCUUUGAAGGCAGCAGGCCAAAGAGAAACCCAGGGCCGGUGCCAAGGUCAGACGUCCCUUAUGUACGGAGGCGCAAACAACUCCCUGGCCACCAAAGGACCCAGCUGCGGAGGAAUGGGAAAUGCUUAUGCCAAGCCCUCUGCAAGCUGAUUGGAUUAACUCUGUAAAGCUUCAAAAACACUGUUUCCAAUAACUGUAUACCUUUGCUGGUGGCACAGGAUGGUUAGCAGGUGGCAGCAUCUGUGUGGCCAAAUGGACCAAUAACAGAUGGCCGACAAUUUUAAAGCGAACACGAACAGAUUAAACUGCAGACGGAAAAAAUAUUGACACUGCUAAAGACAUGGAAUUAUAAAGAAACAAAGACAAACAAACACACAUUGUGAAUAAAUGUGACUGAAUAAGGUAAACAAAAACCGUGACUUGAGUGGGAGCUUGACUUAAACAGUGUAUUGAAAAAAAUGCCACUAUUUAAAAGGAGCUUCUACUUAGAAACCAAAAUAGUGUGUCAUCUCUAUGUUGUUUCUCUAUUGUAAAGAAAUGAAAUUAUAUAUGUCAUGAUAUAUGUCAUAUAGACGUAUAUAUAUUUGACAUACAAUUGUGACAAAAUAAAGACUAAGAUAAACAGUGUUAAAUAAGGGCUUUGUUUAUCUC